Messenger RNA from Thunnus maccoyii (southern bluefin tuna), 2170 nucleotides. RefSeq names its product LysM, putative peptidoglycan-binding, domain containing 4 (gene lysmd4). Bases 122 to 943 code for a protein of 273 amino acids. NCBI's taxonomy places the organism in Eukaryota, Metazoa, Chordata, Actinopteri, Scombriformes, Scombridae. The transcript is spliced from 3 exons. The record is from RefSeq and is a predicted model, not a curated record.
ACCGUCAGCUACUACUCACUUCUUGAUGUUGUAAUAAGUGAAAUCCGGGGAGGACCGCACUGGGAAGGCAGCGGCAUAUAUUACUGUUGGCAAAGCAUUUGGAGAAGGCUGGAUUGUAAUCAUGCGGCGUGGGGAGCAUGUUCCACAGGCUUUCCAAGCUCCGGUGGAUGUCCACGCCAGUGCAGAUGGCCAGGUGUACAUGUUCAAGAGGAGGCCGAAUGAGUCUGCCGCAUCCUCAGACGAUGACGAGCUCAGUGUCAUGGAGAUGAGGCCACGGGCUUUCCAAAGGCAGGAGCAGGACAGACUGAGGAAUGUCCAGCUGCUCGAGCGGGAGGUGUUGGAUGGUGACAAUCUCAACAAGCUCGCACUGCAGUAUGGCUGUAAGGUGGCAGAUAUAAAGCGGGUCAACAAUCUUAUACAGGAGCAAGAUUUGUUUGCACUGAAAUCCAUCAAAAUACCAGUUCAGAAACACAGCUUUUUAACAGAGACUUACUCAGACCUAAAUGACCCUCAGGAGGAAAUGCCACAUUCAUCAACCACACUGGUGGAGCCUCAAGACAGAGCCAGAGCCCAACCACAUCUACAUGAGGUCACAGACUUUCUUAUGGAGGUGGACAAUGAUAUUGAGAAACUGAUUCAGACCACAAAUGAUCAUGAUACGGAUUUCAUGGAUGACUCUGAGAGACCACAAAGGUUUGGGUUCAGAGGAAAGCGCCUCAUCAGUCACGGUGCAGACUGGGGCAUCCAGUGGUGGAACGCUGUGGUUGCUAUGCUCCUGAUAGGCAUUGUCCUGCCAUUAUUUUAUGUGAUUUAUUUCAAAACAAAACAUAAUGGAGUAGCUUCGCCAGCAGAUGGUAGUGGUGCAUCACUGUCAACUGUCACGUCUUCAAACAGCUCAGAGCCAGGCCUUGGUACUGGAGGACCUAAGCAAGAACCAGGAUAGUGCAGACUUCAGUCUCAACAAAGCAGUCAUUGUUAGGAAUUUUGGGUCUCAUAAGUAGGCGACAAUCAAGAUUAAGCCAAAUCUCUUACGAUGUAAGAUGAACUCAAUACCAGCAUGGGUCUAAUUUCCAGCAGUUAAGUUUUAUUAUACUGUAACUGUGAUGCAGAUACUUGAACUGAAAUAGCUGCACACUGGUUUCAUUUUUUACAUUUCAUCAAAUAGCUUUAUAAAAACUUUAUGAAAUACACUUUAUAAAAUACACUUCCCUGAAAAUGUCGCUCUUGAUGAGGUUGAUCGCUGAUCCUGUGACAAAAUUUUGAUGCUUGUUGGGAUUACUGUUCCUUGGUUGGUUUAUUAAGUUUGAUGAUUAUGUUUUAAGUUUCAAGCUGAACAUUAUUUGCAAAUGGAAAUAUCUUCUUUUUUUUCUGGGGAAAAAAAAAUCCACCCUGUUUGCAUUUCUGUAUCACAACCUGCCUUUUCAACAGUGCCUGUUGUCACUAUCUACACAUAAUGUAUCAUCAUAUCAGUAUAAUCUAUCAGGCAUCAUUUUGAUAUCUGUCCCAAUAGAGAAACAUAUUUUUACAGCGCUCCCCUCUUUAAACAGUACUCCCCUUUUGCAAAACCAUGUUGGGUUACCAAGUAUUUGACACGGGUUUGAGCUUUAUUUGUGUGCUUUUUUGGAUAUAACUUAUUUUGUGUGUUUAUAUGUCCUUUUUUUUCAUUGUUUAUGUUCCUCGUGCCUUCUCUCUGGGUCUGAAUUCAGUGCCAAAAGUGUGAAUUGUGUUUACAGUAACAGUGUGGUGCAAUAUACUGUAUUUUGUUAGAGGUUGUAUUCAUUUGACAGUGCAGUCUUUAAAAUACAAGGAUGAAAACUACAUCAACUCAUCUACAAGUUCUCUGAAUUAAAUGUGAGCAAUACAUUAGGAAAGUGCCUUAAAGAUUUCUUGUCAAGUUUAUAUAACAUUGCACACUUCAUCUUACAUUGUUUGAUGGGCAAUUAAGUCAAAGUGGAUUUGUGUGGCUUGUCCAAUGCACUUUUUAUAGUAUUUUAAUUUAAUGAGCCUGGAACGAUUCUUCUGUUGACACAUUUUUCAAACUUUUAAGUCAAUUUGUAAACCAUUUUUAGAUGGGAAAAUUGACAUGAUGGAUGUGUUAGACUGAAUCUCUUCAUUCAGCAUGUUCCUAUUUGAAUACAAACUUUAAAGUGUGAAUUGAAGUAUUCUCUGA